ACUUCAAACAUCUUUGACCCAUUCCUAUCAGACUAAUGUUGUAUAGACAGUUGUCUGUCAUAGUCCUUACAAGGUAUAGCGUAGUUCGGUUAGUAUAUUAUAAAAUAUUUAUUAUUGUGAUGUACCUAUCCUGUGUGCUGAGUGUUUGAGUUAAUGUAGAAUAUUGGCUAUUUGGAGUUCAUUAACGUCGGACGUGAGCAAGAGUAUUUCUAAAUUAAUAUACUUAUAAUAUAUUUUAUAUUCUGUUAUAGAUUAUAAUCGAAUACAAUUAAUCUGUUACCAAAUCAUCAUCAUGAGAUCAAUAUUGCUUAAAAGCCAUUUAAAGGUAUGUAAUGCACACAUAUUAUACGUCCUAUAAUACAAUGCAGUACCUUCCUAAGUACCUACAUAAAUAUUAAAUUAAAUAUAAACAAUGUUUAUGCAUAUUUUAUUAAUACAAUAAUAAAGUAAAAAACAAAAUUAUUAAAAUGAUUAUUGCUCGUAAAUAAAUAAAUAAAUAAUAAAAUGGGUAUAUUGUACAUAAUAACUAUAGUUUAUUUUUAUAGGUAAGUAGUAAACUUCACACAAAUUCGAAACAUAUAACAUGUUUGUAGCAGAAUAAUAUAUUAAUAACACACUAAUGUAACUUAUAUUAUACAUUAUAGCUGAUUAUGUCUAAUACCCAAGUGCACAAUAUACAAGUGCCCCUCAAGAUUCGACAAGUAUAAUAACAUUUGUUCUGAAAUUUUGUAUAUAAAAAUUACUCAAAUCUUGCACUGUAAUUCCUCUAAUUUAUAAUUUUCUUGAAUACAAAUUUGUAUUUACAAAAUUAAAGAUACGUGUUUUAUUAUAAAGAAAUAUUUUGAAACAAAAUGUUCAUAUUACAAAUAGUUACUAAUGAUGGAUCAUUAAGUUUUAUUAAAAAAAAAAAUAUAUACAUUAAACAAAACAAAACUUAUUGCAUUUUUCGAAUUUUCGUCGGACCCUGUGUAAUAGCUCAUGAGACGUAUUUAAAGUGGCAUGAGUGAUCGUCCAUCAGCAUUUUUUGGGGGGGAUUGCAAUUUUAAAAACAUUUUUCUACUCAUUGCUUAACCAUUAACUGAAGUCAAUUAAAAAUGCCCCAAAAAUAUAAUUUAAUUUUAUAGUAAUUUUCUUAGAAAUUAAAAAAGGUAAUUAUUGUCAUAAAAAUUCAUAUUGUUCAAUAAAUUAAAAUGAAUUCAAUUAUCAAAUAUUAAUAUUUAUUUGUGGGGGGGCGCCAAAUAAAAAUAUUAUCCGGUUUCCUAAAAUCUGAAUACGUUAUUGAUAACGAAGCCCCAAAUAUUACGUUAUAUAUUAUAAUGAUAGAUACAAAAACGAUUGCGUGGUACCUAUACGUAUUUAGGCAACUAAAUACUUAAUAUGUAUAUAUGUAUUUGUAUGUCAUAUAAAUCAUAUAAUAUACCUAGUCAUAUAUUAUGUAUUUUGAAAUAAAUAAUAUGAAAAUUAGUAAAAUGUUAUUUUCGAUGUUAUUAUUAGUUUUAUGUUUUGUCAAUUAUAUAAUAUAUUACAGAAUUAUGAAAUCAUUACUCCUAAAUCCAGUUUACACACACCACUUCAAACAGGUUUCGCCACUAUCAAUCUUUUACUUUAAGUCGUAAAUCAUACUCAGCCAUCAAUCAUCGUUUCUCAAUCUUUUGAUUGAUUUCGUUUCAAUUUCGUACUUUGUUCUUUUUGAUCUAUAAACUUUACCAGUACCCCAUGGCUCCUGCACGUCUAAAGUUGUAGAUUUUUUUUUCGUAUACCUAACUAUUAUUUGGUAUUAUUUUUCAUUUUUAGUCACACUCAUUAAAACUGAACCAUAUAUAAUUAUUCUCAAAACUUAUCUAGAUAAAAGAAAGUCUGUGGGAGUGAUGAUAAAGAAAACGAUAAAAUAAAAACGUAGUGAUAAUAUGUUGAAAAAUAAAUAUUUAUCUAAAAUUUAAUUAUUAAUGUAUAAUAAUCUUGUUAAAAAAUAAAAAUCAAUACAAUAAUUCAGUAAAGAAAUAAAAUUAUUAGAAUUCGUAAAUGUUCAAAAUAAAUAAAUAGAAAAUACAAUUUUAGAAAGCUGAUUUUUUGUGAAUCUAAACGAUAAUUGUAGUAUUUUAGGAUUUGAAUUUUUAGGAUUCUAACAUGAAUAAAUAAACGAUAUCAAUCGAAAAUAUGGAGUGUUAAACCGCCGUUCCCCGAAAUGUUUAAAUAUUUGGGCUAUUUUCACUUACCUAUACCUACAGUUAUACAUAUAAGCAGUACUAGACCAUCUUGGCAAGUGAGGCACACAAUAUUUUAAGUAAAUUAUUAACACUAUUUUGUCCAAAUUGUCAUGCUAGUUAAACUAUUUAAAAGAAUGUUUUCUUUUUAACUUAAAUUGGUAUAUUUUGUUACUUCUACUUAGGAAUUUUAAAAGUUUAAAUUUUCGUUAUUUAAUUUAUCGUACACUUUAUUUGGGUACAUACUAUAGGUAUUUUACACGAUUUCAAGACUCCAUGUAACGCUCAGCUAGCUUUAAUUUUUUUAGAGCUGUGUUUCCUAUCCUAUGGUAUAUAGUUCACGAGACAUCAUGUGGUGUUCCGCGGAAAUAUAUCUACACAUUUUUUAAAAACAGUAUCGACGUAAAGCGAUAAAAAAAAACACACUUCACAUAAUGGGGUGGUCACUGUUGUAUAGGUGAAAAGUUGUAAAGGUAGGAUAUAGAGGGAAAUUUAAUGUAUUUUUUUAUACAUGUUUUGAAAGGCUAUAAUAUUUACGAUUUUUGUCAAAAUUUAAUAUUAAAAUUUGUAUAGAAAAUAAUUAUACAUAACAAUAAUAAUUUUAUCCACGAGUAACCUAGUACCUAUCGAAUAAAAAUUACAUAAAAAACUCGCAAAACUAAAAUGUCUAAUAGCUCAAAAUGGCUAAAAUGUUUUGAAAAUUUUACUACUUCUAGAAAAAACAAACAUGAAUUUUCGAUUCAAAUUUCAAGACUACGAAUAUUUUUAAUUGAAUCACAAAAAAACAAAUUUAAAAAUAAUACAUUUCAUCAUUUUUCUCAUUUUUCCUAAUUAUUAUAAAAACCGCUUGGAAAAUCAAAAAAAUAGCUCUUUAAAGUACCACCCGUGCAAAAUUUCUGACAGUAAAGUUGUUCACUGAAAAAAAAUAAACACCAAUUGCUCCGCUCAGAAUUUAAAAGUACCUAUAACGGGCAUCAAGUAUAAUAUGUAUAAUAAUAUCUUUAAUCGUGAUACUUACCGAUUAGUUAUUUCGAUAACAAUUUGAACUAGGACCAGACCUCUGACAUAUUAAGGUAUAUAAAAUGUAAUUAUGUUAAUGUAUAGGGGAGCAACAAUGAAUCCGCAGGAGGAGCAGUUGCAUACUAUGCCCCCCUCUCCCGUAGUACCACCUAUAGUUUUAUAUAUUGUACUAUUAAAUAAAAUCAUAUACUAACUUGUUAAAAAAAAAGGUCGUCAACCAGCAUAUAAUUAUUAUUAUACCCAUUACUACAAGAGGUAUAUAAAACACACUAAGGUAUAUUGUUAACACAGCAAAUAGGUAUUUAAUAAAAACAAAUAGAAAGGUUUAUUAAAAACAAUUAGUGAUAAACCUUCAUUAAUUUUAAUAAAUGAUAAUAUUUUUAUGUUCCUAUUUAUUCAUUAAAAUACAAUGAUGGAUUGUGUUUAUAUGAAAUAAUCAUCCUCAUUAGCUGAUGAUUUCAAAUAUCUGUGGUAGCUGGUAAGUACAACACGCAUCAGUGCAUCAUAAUAAAUGAAUAUUGGAUAAUCAUUAAUUACUAUACUCUAUUCACCGAAGCAUUAUUAGUCAUUAAGCAUUAUUUUAAUAAUCCUAUAGGUUAGAUUAGCCUAAGACUACGGUGGCGUAUUUAAAGGUAGAUUAAAGAAAUAUAUCAUCCCCCCCGCUUUUAGAUAUCCAUUAGGCAUUAGGUAUUUAUAUGACUAGGUAUACAUACAUAUUUUAUUGGUUUUACAAUGAUGUAAUGAGGAAAUUUGGGUGGUAUUCAAGUUAUAGCGUCUCCAAUAAAAUAUCGAUUCAUUUACAUACAUGCGUUUACCUAUAUUAUAUAAAGAUUAACAAUUAUUGAGUUAUUAAUUGUAUAAUUUGUCGGCAAAUACGAACAUAAACGUAUAAAAGGAAUCCCGGCCCGUGUCGUCUACGAGCGACUAUAAUACGGUACCUACAAUCUACACUCGCUCCCCCAUGUUUAACGUCUUCAUUCCCCGAUAGGUUAGAUUAGGCUUCACUUCCUUUGAAAUCCUCCCUUUCUAAAAAAAAAAAAAAAAAUCGGUGUUUAGAUAUUUUUCGUAUGAAAAUCAUAAAUAUUACUGAAAAAAAAUGUCACAACAGAACACUUUUGGUCCGUUCAAGUUGAUUCAAUACUGACACAGUCAAAACCAAAAAGGAAUAUGGGUAAAAAAAAUAAUAAAAAUUGGCACGGACAACGCCUCAGGACAGCUAGUUAUAUUAUAAAUAUUUUAAAUUAUUGGCGUUUGUUUGAACAAAUUAAUGAAUAAUACUAUGUAAGAACGAUUUAAUAAAUAUAACAAAAUAAAUGUACUGGAUCAAUAUAUACCUACCUAGUUUAGUUAAUAUUUUAAUAAAUGUAGAUACUUAUAGGUUCUUACAAAUACAAUAUAUAUACUCUAUAAUUUUAAUUAUUUAUAUUAAAUUAAUAAUUUAGUAAUAUAAUGGGUUUCAAAGAAAAUGAAAACUUGUACUUCUGAUUAUAACUACGCUACAAAAGGUAUCUAUAGGUAAUAGGGACAAAGUGCAACUAAUUCCUUCAUUAUACGUUUCAGGCUUACGUUUAAAUAUGUCGGUGAAAAUACUUAAUAGGUACCUACAAAAGGUACAAUGUAAAUCACUUAAAAGUAUUUCAAUAUGUUAUUUUCCUCAUUCUAAAACUAUUUUAUGGGCUUAUAAAAAUAUGGGCGGGUGCUUUUUAAUAAAAAGAUUGAUUAAUAACUACAAUGAUUUUAUCUGACUAUGAUGUUAAAUAAAAAUAAAAACACAUUUUUUUCUGCGUUGUUGUAUUUAUAGGUAGGUUACAUAGGUACACGAGUCUUUUUGUUUUCAGUAUUUAUGAAACCGUUUAAGCUUUGUUUUAACACUAUUUUCAAAUAUUUACCUCAACUCUUUAUACGUUAAAAAUUAAAUGUGCAAUGAGUUGGUAUAUAUUUAGGAUUUCAAAUUAUCUUCCCCCAUUUAAUCACAGAUUUGAAUAAAUAAAACUAAAUUUAAAAAUAAAACUUAAAAUCCUCCGAGAAAAUCACUGUAUCUGAUAAAAUAAUCACCUUGUAUAUAGGUAGCUUGUUUUAAAAUAAUUAUACCUUACGAUUGUCAAAUUUUAGACAUUUGUCUGGAAGAGGUACCUACUGAAAAAUCAUAUAUACCUAUUUCAAAAGUAUCCAUUAAAAUAUGUUUAUUUUUAGAUGACAUUUUAUUAAAAUUAUAUCGGUGUCUGGAGAGGACCCUUAGACUCCCCUCCCACCCAUAAAUUCGCCACUGGUAGGUACUGUAAGUUAGUGCAAUAGUGUUUAUUUUACUAAUUUACUAAUUAGGUACUUAGUUACAAGUAUAGGUUAUUAAUAUGUAGAAUAAUACUAUAUAGUGUACAUGAAACAUAAUAAUAUAGUAAGUAUUUACUAAAUUUUAUAAAUGAACUUUGUAGACAUGUUUAUUCGUGAAUGGACUAAAUAAUUUUAACGCGUAUAGUAACAGUGCGCUAAGGAAGAACCAUACUUCUCAAGGACCAUUGACUAUUUUGAGUGAAGAUGAACAGUUUUUCAAAGAAACAGGUUUGGUUUUGCCUUAUUGUCUUAUAUUCCCUAUUAUUAUUAUAAUAAUUAUCUUGUUGACAGUAAUUUAAUGUUUAUUACAAUAAAUUAUUGUAAUACAUAAAAAUAAUAAUUUUAGUAUUUAGUGUUUAAUAUCUAUUUAAAUAUCUAAUAACUACAUAUUCACAAUUCAAUAAAACACUAAAAAUCAAAAAAUAUUUUAAAUACUAUUUAUUAUAAUUUAAAUUAUAGUUCGGAAAUUUUCACAAGAGCAAAUUACACCAUUAAUAAAGAAAAUGGACAAAGAACAUAAAAUUGACAAUGAACUCGUAAAGAAGCUAUUUGAAAAUGGCGUAAAUAUUAGAUUGCUAACUAUGUACAAUUCUCAGUGUAUAGAAAUUAUAAAUCGUUUUGUAAAAUUGUCUAGUUCAUGGCUAUUGAAAUAGACCCAGAAUAUGGUGGAUCUGGAUCAUCCUUUAUGUCUAGUACAUUAACAGUUGAAGAAAUAGCAAAAGUUGAUCCUUCGGUUUCAGUAUUAGUUGAUUUGCAAAAUACUCUUGGAAAUAAUGUUCUCACAAAGAAAGGUAAUGAAGAACAAAAGGUAAAGUACUUACCACGGCUAGCACAAGACACUGUAAGUAUAAUAAUAUAGCAUUUAUUGUUAAUUAAAUACAAUUCACACAAAAAUAAAUUAUAUUAUGAUUUUUAACUCAUGUUUGGUGUGUCCUUUUUUUUUUUGUCUGCAAACAACUUUUUUACCAUCAAACCUUGCUCCAAUCAUCAACAUCAAGGUUAACUUUUGCUUACACAUUUUAUCUAGUUGACGGAGUAGCUUGAGAGGUCAUUUUUUAAUAAUAUAUAACAAUUUUUGUUUUUUGAUGUAAGAGGGUAAUUUCUUUUUCCUUAUACUUUUUCCUCUCAACUUAUUUUUCUUUCAUAUUUUCAACUGAAUUUAAUUAUAAAUAAUAGUAUAGAUCUGACAUUUUUAAAUAUUUUUAUGUAUGUACUGUGAAUAAAUAUAAAAUAUAAAUAAACAAAUAUAUAGCUAGGUUGGAAAUUUAAUCUUUUCUUUUCAUACAAAUUUUAUUACCAAUUAAGAGAAUAUAAUAAAGAUUAUAUAAAUGUACCUUAUUAUUAUUAUUAAUAAAUAUACUAAAUUUUUAUUUGUUUAUUAUGACUAUUUUAUAUAAUAUUGUUACUGUUUUUAGGUAAGUAGUUUUUGUUUGUCUGAACCGUCAUCAGGGUCUGAUGCAUUUGCUUUAAAAACCGUGGCAAAAAAAGAUGGUGAUCACUAUUAUAUAAACGGAACAAAGAUGUGGAUAUCUAAUUCUGAUAUUGCUGGCAUUUUUUAUGUUUUUGCUAACACAGAUCCUUCCCAGGUUAAUAUUAACUUCAUUUAAUCUGUGUUUAACUAGUGUGUUCUUUGCAUGUAGGUAAUGUAUAUUCAUCAUUGUGUUGAUUUAUGGACUUGUGGCUUUAUUAGAAUUAGUAUUUACUCUGGUAUUCAAUUGAUUUGAAUAAGAUAUAACUAUGUAUAUAUACCUAGACCUUCUAAUAUGAUUUUAGGGCCACAAAGGUGUAACUUGCUUUAUAGUAGAACGAGAACAAGAAGGAUUUUCAAUUGCUAAGAAAGAGGAUAAACUAGGCAUGAAAGCUUCUGGAACUUGUGUUCUUCAUUUUGAUAAUGUUAAAGUUAGUAUGAUUAUUUUUACAUAAUUUAUUAAUUUUUUCUUUAAUUCAUUAAAUUAUAUUAUCUACAUACCUAUGCUUUAGGUACACAAAGACAAUAUUGUUGGUAAAAUUGGCGAAGGUUAUAAAAUUGCCAUAACUUUCCUGAAUGAAGGAAGGAUAGGAAUUGGCGCACAAAUGGUUGGUAUAGCUCAAGGGUGUUUAGACCAUACAAUACCAUAUACAUUAGAAAGAAAACAAUUUGGUACCAGUAUUUUUGAUUUCCAAGCAAGUUUAAAAAUUUAAAAAAAUAAUUUUCCCUUAGUUUGAUACUUAUAAUAAUAAUAUUAAUUAUUAAUUUUUAGUCCAUGCAACAUCAAAUAGCUCGAGCAGUAACUGAAGUCGAAACUGCUAGGUUAUUAGUGUACAACACUGCAAGAUUAGUAGAUGCUGGCUUACCAUUUAUUAAAGAAGCUGCAAUGGCUAAGUAUUAUGCUUCAGGUAAAAUACACAAUUUUUAAACAUUUAAAUACUAGGUACAAUAGGUAUUGUUUACAUAUUAUCAAGGUUUGUAGGAUUCAUGUUUAAGGCCCCCAUUCCUAAGUUAAUUAAGUCAUUGUAUAUGUGUAUAUCAAAUAGGUAUUCUAUUAGUUGAAUUAAUAAUUUCACCUUUAUGUAAUUUUCUUUUUUUAUAACUUUUUAAGAGUAAAUAAGAUUAUCAUAUUUAUUUGCUCCCUUUAGGUUACUAAACAUAAGUUUUAAUAAGCACCUUACAUUUACGUUUUGUUCAUUCACCGUUACUGGUAUCUUCAUAGAUAUGGGUGUUGGCAGUGGCGUAUUUAGUUAUUAUCAUACAUAGGCUAGUAUUUUUACCAUUCCUUAUAAAUUGUUAAGUAUUUCUGUUUGACCAAAUAAUUUUAUCCAAAAAUACUAAAUAAAAAUGGCAAAUGCUACAAACAACUUAAGCGGCAUCAAAAUGUUUUGAAAAUUUGACCACGUCUAGAAAAAGCUAAUAUUAGUAUAUUAGUUACUCAGCAAAAAUUGUAGGUCUCAUAAAUUACAAAAAAAAAAAAAUCUAAAUCUAAAAUAAUGAAACCUUUAAUGCUGUACUUUCUUUUUGUUUUCAAAUUAAAAAUACUAAUAGGAAAAAUCAAAAUAUAACUUCCCUAUACUCCAACUAAAUCUAAAGUACUACAAAAAAGUUUAUGAGCAAUUUUUUGAUUGGAGCAUGAUUACUGGUAGUUGUUGACAGAAAAAUAAACUCACAGUAGAAUCAAUAAAUUUCUUGCUGCGAUCAGAAUAUAAAAAACUUAAAAUUAAGUUUUAUCAAGUAAUCUAACGCACAGGGAAAUGCAUAAGUUAUUAUAAUUUAGAAAUAAUUAAAUCAAGUAUCAACAAUUUAUAAAUGUAUUCAGUUUUAUAUUCAAUUAAAAUCAGAAGUUUAAACAAUGCUACAAUGAUAUAAUGCAAACUUAAUAUAAUUUUAUAAACUUUUAACUAUAAAAAAUUAUAAAUUAAACUAAAAAAUAUAAAUUAAAAUUUUAAUUUUUGCAGAAGUUGCAGGUAAAGUCACAUCCAUAUGCAUUGACUGGAUGGGUGGAGUUGGUUUCACUACAGACUUUCCACAGGAAAAAUUCUACAGAGACUGUAAAGUUGGCCCAAUAUAUGAAGGAACAACAAAUAUACAGCUAAACACUAUUGCCAAAUUUAUUAGAAAAGAAUAUGAAAAAUAAUUAAUUUUGUAAUAUAAUAUUAAUUAUUAACCAGAUAUGAUACAAAUGCGAAUUUCAUACAUUUUAGUAAUAAAGAUUUAUUAACAAAAUGUCCAAUAAACAGUACUUAAAUAUGUUUUAAGAAUAUAGCAAAUUAGACUUUAUAAUAAUAUAAAAUGUUAUGAGUUAAUGACUUAGUGUUACCGAGUAUUAUAUAAAUUAAAUGUCAGAUGUAUUACAAAAUAUGUAAAAGAAAAUGUUACAAAAGUUAUUAAACUACCUUCAAAACAAAUAUAGAAUAAUUUGAUAAUGUUGAACAAUUAAAGUUGUAAAACAGGUUUAUAAUAGCACAAUACUCUAUAUAGAUAAAUGUAAUGUAUAAAACACUAAGAAAUGUUAACAUAAUAAUGAAUUUUAAUUAUCUAUAUCUAAAGUCAAAAAAUUAAAAUUCUUUGUAAAUUCUAAUUCUUCAGUAUCAUAUGAUGGUUCAUUAUCACGUUCCCAAAAAAAAUUUUCUAGGUCUUUGAGCUUUUCAUUGGGAAAUAUGUGAAGUGCCAUAUCAUUGAAUACAUCAUCAUACAUAAAUUCAUUACAAAAUGUCUUUUCCAUGACAACGUGUGGAGAUAUUUUGUUUAUAUAAUAAGCAAUUUUAUUUACAAUUUUGUUUGGUGUUAAAGUUAUUGUAUCAUCAAUGCAAUUACAAAAAAUUACACAUUUAGUUAGUAUAACCUUUUCCCAAUUAAUCCAUAAUAGAUUAUUAAGUAAAUGUUUUGGACAAUGUGGCAAAAAAACAAAUGUACCAGGUAACAAACUUCGUUUUCCUUCUUCGUUCUGACUAAUGGGUUCAAAACCAUUUUCAGCUAAAAUCUGGAGUUCAGUGUCCGUAAAUUUAGGAUCAUAAAUAUGACAGUCUUUUAUUUUAAACACAUUUUUAAUGGCUAAAAGCAAACCCAAUUGAUAUCUAGAUUGUAAACUCUCCAAGAAAUUUCCUAAUCCAUAACACAAUAUUGCUGAUGGAUUUGAUUCAACAUAUACUUCAUUAAGUUUGGCUAAUAAAUUAGUCCAGAACAGAGAAAUAGUAACGGCAUUUGUACAUUCUUCUAUGCUCCUAAAAAAUAAUGUAAUAGA
Messenger RNA from Cinara cedri, 10270 nucleotides. NCBI's taxonomy places the organism in Eukaryota, Metazoa, Arthropoda, Insecta, Hemiptera, Aphididae. The record is from the annotation of a GenBank genome assembly.